This is a messenger RNA of Pestalotiopsis fici W106-1, 1833 nucleotides long. RefSeq lists its product as uncharacterized. The record is from RefSeq and is a predicted model, not a curated record. The transcript has a single exon. Gene Ontology annotation, molecular function: protein binding. Bases 1 to 1833 code for a protein of 610 amino acids. NCBI's taxonomy places the organism in Eukaryota, Fungi, Ascomycota, Sordariomycetes, Amphisphaeriales, Sporocadaceae.
AUGCUCUCUGCUUUUUCAGAACAACCUGGCUUGGGUCCGGCGACUCGGGAAUCAACCGAUGCAUCUAUCCACCAGCGUCUGACCAUCGAGCUUCACCUUUUGAUCAUUGAACACUUGGAACGCGAUGAUUUUGCCGCGUACCUUCGUGUCUGUCGUGCAUGGCGUCACGCCGGUCUCAGCGACGAUGUUUGGCCACGGUUCGCAGAUGCAUGCCUGCCUGGAUUGAAGGAGCGCAUUCGACUCGAAUCAGAGAAUGACCAGUCCAUCAUUCAAAGUGAUCUUUUCAGGCGCUCCUUGAUGCUCAUAUGUCGUCGGAGUCAUGGCAAGUUUACGACUGUAUUUGAAAACAAUCUGAGACUCGACACGGAGGACUACUUUCAACUCGACACCAGUUUAUCAGUCCUCGAAGGUGGCGUCCAUUCCUACGACGACUAUCUGGAUGCUGACUUUACCAAGAAAUUGGCGCGGCAUAUAGAAGUCAACGAACUGAUGGGAGAAGAGACAGAUUUGGAAAGUACUAAGCGGUUGCUGUGGUAUUCUCACGGUCGCAUUGCGUGGACCUCAACCGUGCCACGCCGACCACUUCUAAUUGUGAUCGAUGAGCUACGCACAAGAAUACGAAAGGCUUAUUCAUUCCCAGGCCAUACCACUUCCGAUGUAGUUUAUGAGACGGCACUGGGGGAUCAAUUGUUCGUCAUGACAAGUGGUCACAAGAUGUGCAUUUGGCAUAUGGAGCGAGAUACUUGUACAUCCGUUACGCUCCCACUACCGUUGACACGAUGCUCCACCGAAGGGGAGAGGGUCCUUGCUGUCACGACCAAUGCCGAAGUGUACAUGUGGAUGGCAGAGUCCGGUAUGCAGAAGAUAGACAUGUCCAGUGUCACUGGUUACAAACAUGGCUAUCUAGAGAAGUGCUAUUUCGGCUACUUUGGACCUGGCGACCUCGGCCCGCCGUUGCAGGCCUCGCUUUGUUUAUCUCCGCUUGGCCAUUUUGCUGAGUUUGGCGCUCGCCCGCGCUUGAGCUACAUCGAUAGCUUCGAUUUCAUCAUGCAUCCCUACAAAGCAAAUACUAUCUUCAUGGCGGCCUUUCACGAUAAGGCUUUGGUUGUAUACGAGUUCAAUGACGGGUCAUGGAAAGCCCAUCACGCUCCCAAAACUAUCAAGGUGUCUCAUGCAUACUUGCGUCACAUAUUGCUUCGGAAGACCAGUUCUCAUGGCGAUUAUGUACUUUGUGAAAUAUCAUUAAGAGCAUCAUGGAGCAAUGAGCAGAAAGCCAGACAAUUGGGCAUAUGCUGUCCAAAGUCAGGCGGCGAUGUAGAGAUCUCUAUAUCUUUCAAUAUUUACACAAAGGCGUUCAGCAUCGCUCGUCAUCACUUCCGUGGCCACUAUCUCCCAACAUCGUCGAAAAUGCUGAACAAGGCGUACAGUAUUUGGAACCAGCAACUAGUUCACAUCUCUUCCUUUCCCCAUAGCUUCGACAUCCUAGCCAUUGGUGAAUGCCAACAAGACUCGGAUUUCCAACACAACAGGAGGCAAGUUAAGGUGCGGAACGAUCUUUCUCUUUCUUCAUCGGUAUCGAAAUCGCUGAUUGUACUGCAUGAUUUCAAGGAAUCGGGCCAGGAUUCGCACCAACAGGACAUCGAAUUUUACCUAGACAGAUCUGGAGUAAGCUCGGCGAAGCAUUUCUGGCAGGGUGAGAAAUUGCCGAAAGACAAAUCUGGCGUGAUGAAAAGCGCAUGCCAAAAGACGUACGUACUCGGGGACGAUGAGUAUUUGAUUUUGACGAGAGGAGACGGCGUGUAUACGGUACAUGGUUUUGAUAAAGGAUUUUGA